UACUAUCAAGGGUAUAACAAUGUCUCCCAUUUUCAUCGCUUUGCUCAUCGUUGGAGUAGAAUCUGGAUACGUACUAUGUUGCGGUCAAUAUUCUACACUUGCCCAAUGUGAAAAUCCUUGUCCAAAAACGUGCGCUAACCGCAAUGAUCUUAAAAUUCGUCCAUGUCCUAAACAGAUAUGUCGAGAGGGUUGUAACUGCAUGGACGGAUACGUGAAAGAUGCAAAGCAGAAUAAUGAAUGUGUUUUACCCAAAAAUUGUAUCCCGUAA
Messenger RNA from Belonocnema kinseyi, 268 nucleotides. RefSeq names its product venom peptide SjAPI-like. NCBI's taxonomy places the organism in Eukaryota, Metazoa, Arthropoda, Insecta, Hymenoptera, Cynipidae. Bases 20 to 268 code for a protein of 82 amino acids. The transcript has 3 exons. The record is from RefSeq and is a predicted model, not a curated record.